AUGUUGUCUCGGGGAGGUCCUUUGGUGGUUAUGUUUCUAUUUCAGUUGUAUAACCGCCUUGUCCAGACUAAUAUACCUCAAUUGUUACCUUUGAUGGUUGCUGCUAUCUCUGUCCCAGGUCCUGAAAAGACUGUCUCUUUCUUAAUUUACCUUUUGAAGAUCUUUGCUGAUUAUAUCAGGCCACAUGAAGAAAGCAUUUGUAAAAGCAUUGUGAACCUGCUUAUUACUUGUUCAGACUAUGUUUCCAUUAGAAAGGUUGCUGAUGUGGUACUACAAGAAAAUCAAACAUUUGAUCUCUCCAUGGUUUUGCACUUGGUUACAAUGUUAUCUGAUAUGGAAUCAUAUGGACCAAAAGGUAGCUUCUGGUACCAAAGGUGGUUCAAGUGGGUCCCGGUCGUUGAUUGGCAAGGAGGAGCUAUUGCCUUAAAUGUUGGAAGCAAAUCUUCAAGAGCUUCAACAUUCUUCUUACCUUUAGAACGAGUACCUUGUGGGCCAGCUCAUAACAAGUUAGAGUCAGGUGAUGUAUCCAUUUGCAUGAACAACGAGGUAACUACUCAGUUUCUGAAAAAGGAAACUCUACUCGACAAUAGCGUUGACCAAAACAUUGACUUAGAACUCGAAAAAGGUAGAUUGAAAGUGAUGUGUACAGAAGGAGAUGCAACAACUGUUUGUGGGCCAUCUUGCAGAGUAAUUGAAGUUCCUCUUGUUGUUGACUACUUACAGCAUGUUGUCAACAUAGUUCCAUUGCAUUUGUUGGCUUAUCAUUUAACUGUUCUACGAGGCUAUAAUGUUGAUCAACCAACGAAUCUUGCAAAGAGUGUUACAGCCGAAUAG
This is a messenger RNA of Lactuca saligna, 834 nucleotides long. The record is from the annotation of a GenBank genome assembly. Lineage: Eukaryota; Viridiplantae; Streptophyta; Magnoliopsida; Asterales; Asteraceae.